Messenger RNA from Dreissena polymorpha, 1906 nucleotides. RefSeq lists its product as uncharacterized. The record is from RefSeq and is a predicted model, not a curated record. Bases 244 to 1455 code for a protein of 403 amino acids. NCBI's taxonomy places the organism in Eukaryota, Metazoa, Mollusca, Bivalvia, Myida, Dreissenidae. The transcript has 9 exons.
UACGCCCAUAUUGACAGAAAGCCGCGUUGAUAAGCCGUAGCACAAUUGCGUUUAAUGUGGUAAACAUAUAUGCGUCUUAAUGCAUAUUUAGUUACAGUGUUAUCAAACACCGGACAGCCCUUUUAUAUUAUACGUUUUCGGAAAUGACAUCUUUUGCAAGAAAAUAGCAACACGCGCGAGGUGCAGUGCUGUUUUUAGUGUCAAUAAUAAUGACAUAAAUAUUAUUUACGCUGUUAUUCACAAAUGGGACGGAUGUACGUUUCGGCGUCGUUUUUUAUUCUACUUAUUUGGAAUGCUAAAUGUCAAGUACCGUGGAACCCCGGAAGUUCCCUCGCUCGGGUACCGGGACUACGGCCGGUAGGAGGGGGUAUGGCGUAUCCAGAAUUUUUAGUCCCCAAUUCCGGUUAUGAAGAAAACCGCUGCCCCGCCGUCGAUCAAGACUGUCCUUCCCGAUGCCGGUCUGUGGACAACCGGAAGUGCAGAGUCUGCGACUGCGCAAUGCGACCGGAGGCGACGUCAUCGAGCAACGCAUGCGCACCGCCGCCUAAGGAUUGUCCAAGCAAGUGUCGCACAGUGGAUCAAAACAAGUGCAGAGUUUGUUCAUGCGGUGCCGACACUCAAGAGGCCGACAAAGGGAAUGGCGCACUUCCAAUCAGCGGCGACACGUACCGAAAGUGCUACGACAUGAUUAUGUGCAUGUUGUCGUGCCACGACGGCUACAAUCUCAGCACGAAUACAGACGAAACGGGCUGUCAAACGUGCGCAUGCGUGGAUUCACAACCGGGACCUUCGCAACAGUCCCAACAACAUUCGGAACAAACCACAAAAGAACCAACCACUUCAGUAUCCGGUAUGAGCUCUUCAAGCGGCAACGGGCUCUCACCUUCCGGGAGCGGCGACGGUGCAAGUGUCGGAAGAGACGCUUGGGGAUCUGGUUCAGGUACCGGAAGCAGUGGCAGGGGUGGUGAUCCCUGGAAUGCAGCGGCGGUUGGAGGCAGUGAAGGGAGCGCUGCAGGUGGCGGAAUGGACGCUUGGGUAGCCAAUAACGUCGGUGAUGGGGCGUCUUCUAGUUGUUCCGGGCCGAUGUGUCCGGGCAGUGGAGGCGGCAUGAACCCGAUGUUUCCGGGAGCCGGUGGAAGCGGAAGUGGCGGCUGCACGGGCCCGUUCUGUAUGGGCGCCGGAAAUGGCGGAAGUGGAGGAACCGGAAGUGGCGGUGGGAUGAUGGGAGGCCCCGGGGGAGUGGGAGCUUUCAGCCCAUUCGGACUAGCGGCCGGAAGUGGUAGUGGUUCAGGAAGUGGCUGCACGGGGCCGUUCUGCACCAUGACAGGGAGUGCCGGUACCGUCUCUUCCGAUCAUCGUUCAACGAAAAAAAGGCGCCCUGCCCCUAAGUGGGGUAACAACAACAACUGCGUUGGGCCGGAGUGCUCGGCAAAAGUGGGGCAAAGAUUUAACUGAGCCUGGAUCAAAACGGGUUUGAUACACAACACGAGUUUUGAUUGCAAUGUACUAAAUAAUUAGGCCAGACAAGUUUUAUUCACUGUUCAGCAUCCCAAUGAUUUUUAAAAACUCACAUGUACUAAUUUUUAAUUCGUUAAAAUCCUGUUAUUAAACAGUUAAUACCAUGUAUACAUCUAAUGAUUGUACACUUUUACCAUAUUUAUUUCGAACAGUUGGGUCAUGUGACCCAUAACCGUACCUUUUAAAGGCCCUUUUCUCCUUGCAUUUCUGAUUUUUCUAUAUGCAUGAUUCUUGUGAACAUAUGAACAUUACUGGAGCUUUUGCUUGUAAUUAUUUUGUUUUGAAUGAUUGAUAUGAAAUUAACAUUUAAAUUAUAUUAUAUAAUUAUAUGUUGAAAUAUAUAGUAUUACCUCAUUUUACCAAAACACGAAUAUAAUUAUGAAACGAG